Messenger RNA from Fusarium vanettenii 77-13-4, 1233 nucleotides. RefSeq lists its product as uncharacterized. The record is from RefSeq and is a predicted model, not a curated record. Bases 1 to 1233 code for a protein of 410 amino acids. Lineage: Eukaryota; Fungi; Ascomycota; Sordariomycetes; Hypocreales; Nectriaceae. The transcript has 5 exons.
AUGCGCUGGAUCAACACCAUCGCCAUGGAAAAGCUAGGUGCUUCCUUCACGUCCUUCUUUGGCGGAGCAGGAGACGUGCUGCUUUCUCUCGUUACUUCACCCGACUCUCCUAAAUGCACCAGCUUCCCUUGGGGACGUCUGUUCUAUGUUGACCAAGAAAACCCUCUCAAGACAAGCGACGCCCUUCAACAAAUCCGUCAUCGCAUCUACUCAUUCGUUUGGUCUCAAGACCGUCAAGACCCCGAUGAUGGAGACUUCAUCGUGACUCAAUGGGGCGUCCGUCGCAACCUCAACCGUCGCUACCCUCGAUCCUUCAUUGAUGUUCACCAUGACCUAACUCUCCUUCACCACGACACUGGACUCCUCUUCACCAAUGUCGCCACCUCCAAGGACUUUACCGAGUACAUCUACAGCGUGAGCAAGGUCGAGAUCCCCAUCACAGCCACGUACGACACCGAUCAAAACGUCCAAAACGGCGGAUGGCGCUCUCACGACGAUGAGGACAUGCUAGUGCACAGCCUCUACAACAACAAGCGCCUCUUUGAAGAGCACGCGAAAAACGUUGAUGUAGUCGUCAUCUUUCAAGAAAUUACAAACGACGGAGCCUUUUACGACGCAGACACGCACCUCGAUAAAAUCCGUCAUGUCCUCAACUGCUGGGACAUUGGCGCCAAGGGUGGUGAGCUCCGCGUCAUUGUCAACUACGUUACCAAUCACGUCACAGAUCUCGAGCUCGAAACCGCGGCCCGAUUUGGAUUUGCGCCAAAGGGCACUUACGAGUUGGACGACGAGCGCGUUGACAACAAAGAUGAAUGCAAGUUAAGCCAAGCAAACACAGCUUUCAUCACCACUUCUUCUCACACCAUAGAAAUCAUGGCCGAUUCAUGGGAUGUUCCUAUUCAAACCCGCCCCGACGAUGGUGGUUCGUGGUUUGAACUCUCCAUGGAGCCCAAGAGCUUCAUCACUCUUACCACUGCCGUCGUCCCAUCGGUAGUACCCACUGCACUGGCAGAGGAGACUCCUUCCAAGGGUACCACACCCUGGUUGUACGCCACAGUGGGAUGCAUCAUCUUUAUUGUUUUCCUCUUCAUCUUUAUCUGCAUCCAGUGGAUGGGACACAGACAGGUUCACAGGGAGGAUAAGAGCCGGAAGCAGGCGGAGCGCCGAGUUGAGGCCAUCAUGGCGGAUAACCGUGACUUUCAGAAGGAUGAGGAAGAGGGUCGCCGUCCUUGA